UCGUGGCUCAGGGUGUGAGGUAUUUAAGUAUCUGAACUCACUUUUUACAUGCCAUCGGAAGCAGUUCGGUUGGGUCGGAAGCGGCCGGUACCCGCCUGUCCGAACCCGCUGUUCCUGCAGUGGCUCACUGAAAUGCGCGAUCACGCUAAGGAGAAAGGCCUUAAAACUCAGUACGUCUAUCAGAAGGCAAUUAAUUCCUUAAACCAGUAUCCUUUACCGCUAAAGAACGGCAAAGAGGCGAAAAUUCUACAAAACUUUGGAGACGGGAUCUGUAAAAUCCUGGAUGAACGGCUGCAGAAAUACUACCGGGAACACGGUGCCAGUGCUCCUAUUCACAACCUUCCACGUGUUACUGAACCUUCUAGCAACAACCUGCCACCAACCAAACCAUCACCACACUGCUCAAACAAUCCUUCUGCAAGGGGAGAAGAAAAUAUGAGGAAGGCCGGAGCCAAUUCUGGUCAGGAAAAAAGAGGAAAGAAGAAGCGAGCGUAUGUGCCUCAGAAGAGAUCUGGAGGCUAUGCUGUUCUGUUGACAUUAUACAGACAUUCACAGAUACCUGGAAGUAAGGGCUACAUGUUUAAAAAUGAACUGCAGACCGAGGCACAACUGCUUUGCGACAAAUCCUUCACUGUGCCUGAUCUAGGUAGUAAAUACACAGCAUGGUCCUCAGUAAGCACCCUUAUUCAAAAAAAUCUGCUUCUGAAGACGCACAACCCCGCCAGGUAUUCAUUAACUGAGCUUGGUGUGGCUUUAGCAAAGAAGCUGGAAUCUGAGGAGAAAAUGGGACAUGAUGAGGUCAAGAAAAGUGAGGCUGAGGAAUCUGAGGAUGGACCAGUUACAGUACACCUGACUGAAGAAGAGGAUGAAGAAGUGGAAAAACAUGAAGGUGAAGACGGCUGUCUCCAGAGAGAAGUACGUAAUGCAUCUGUAUCAGCAACCCAUGCAGCGUGUGUGCCACCUGCCUCAGGACUCUCAGAAAAGUACUGUCCUUCAAAGCCAGAAAGAACUGCAUACCUCCUGCCUGGCUCCUAUGAGGUUGUGUUGUGUGUUGAUUUUAUUGAGACCACGGGGGGAAACACUGCACGCAAACAAGAGCUGGUCAAGGAAUUGCAGAGGAAUAGAGUGACCUUUGACAUCAGAAAACUGAAUGUGGGAGAUUUCCUGUGGGUUGCACGUGAGAAAGUUGCACCUGUGCCUGGUCAGUUGCGCCCACCUGUAGCGAAAGAGCUGGUUCUCGAUUACAUUAUCGAAAGAAAGAGGAUGGACGAUCUGUGCGGCAGUAUCAUGGAUGGACGCUUCAGGGAGCAAAAGUUCCGUCUAAAGCGGUGUGGUCUGCAUAAACCCAUCUACCUAGUAGAGGAGUGUGGUUCAGCAGCAGCUCAUCUCAGUUUACCAGAGAGCACUUUGCAACAGGCUAUAGUUAACACUCAGGUAGUAGAUGGUUUCUUCGUAAAGAAAGUUCAGGAUGUUAAGGAAUCAGCCGCUUACCUGACAGUCAUGACUAGACAUCUACAAAAACUUUAUCAGAACCAAACGUUGUUUUGUCGCUCCAGAGAACUGGAAGGAGAUGAAGAGGAUGAUGUGUUGAUUGGAAGCAGGGGUGGAGAAAACCCCCGCUGCUCUCUUAUCUCCUUUACCGAGUUUAACUAUGGAGCUGUGAAAAACAAGUGCCAAACUGUACGGGAGGUGUUUGCUCGACAGCUUAUGCAAAUCAGUGGAAUAUCUGGAGAUAAAGCAACUGCCAUAUUGGAACAUUACAGCACAGUGAGCAGUUUAUUAACAGCAUAUGCUGAGUGUUCCACUGAAGCAGAGAGAGAAAAACUGCUGUCAUCCAUCAAAUAUGGUAAACUCAAAAGAAAUAUUGGGCCAGCCCUGAGCCGGACAGUGUACCAGCUUUAUUGCAUGCAAGGACCUCUGUCAUAACCACACCCUCAGUAUUCUUUACCAUUGUGUUCACACUGCAGUGCAGUGUACUCGAUUGCUGCUUUAUAUAUCUUGUACCAUAUUUUUUGAGGAUUCGUAUUUGCAAAAUAUUUUAGUAAAAUAAACAAAUGAAUAAUUUACA
Molecule: messenger RNA, 2068 nt
Organism: Trichomycterus rosablanca
Lineage: Eukaryota; Metazoa; Chordata; Actinopteri; Siluriformes; Trichomycteridae
Gene: mus81
Product: MUS81 structure-specific endonuclease subunit
Exons: 16
Coding region: 49-1926 (625 amino acids)
Biological process (GO): resolution of meiotic recombination intermediates; DNA catabolic process; double-strand break repair via break-induced replication
Cellular component (GO): Holliday junction resolvase complex; nucleus
Molecular function (GO): crossover junction DNA endonuclease activity; DNA binding; 3'-flap endonuclease activity
Source: RefSeq, a predicted model, not a curated record